AUGAGAGACAGAUAUUUCACUUAUAUUACGGGGGAGUGUUAUGUAGACCUCCCUAAAGAAAUCACAGACACACAUGAGGGUGAAUGUCAUAACUAUUCGCCGGAAAUUCGGUAUCUAUUAUAUUGCUUAUUGUUUUCUGAGAAAUAUCAGCUGAAUCUGAAUGAACAAUCAUGCAGGGAUACAAGAUACAACAUCAGAGACAGAUAUUUCCCUGAUCUUUCUAAUGACAGUUCAGUAGAUCUUCCUGAUGGAAUCACAGAAACACGUGACGGUGUGAUAACGUUUAUAUCAGACGACAUCCGACAUGACGUCAUGUACGCCUUUGUUACGGAGUGUCUGUUGGAGGACAGUGACCUGGAGUUUUUCCUGACCACAGCGUCACGUGACGUGAUCUCAGAAUACUGCCGGUCCUGGGAUUAUGAGAGGAGUGAGGGAGAGAGAUGUUUGUAUAUACCGGAGAGACCAAAGAAGAUGUACGACCUCUUUUUAGACAAACUACAGCUGGACAUCAUCACACACUGUACCGUGUCUGACAAAAGGAUUAAGUUCAAGAUCAGUGAACGUUUGGGAGUCCCUACAGAAGUACUAGAGUGGGACCAGGAGGCCAGAGAGCGGUAUGUGGAGUACGCUAAGACAGGAACACGGACAGUCCACCACGCCCGGGGGAUGAUUGUAGGAUGUGCUGGGGCGGGGAAAACCACGCUACUUAAACGUCUGCUCAGGUGUCGUGAAGAAGAGAUAAUGGAAGUUAAGUCUACUGAGGGAUUGGAGGUGCAUGAGGAAAUAUUUGAAUUAUGUGAUGAAGCAAAGUCUUUGAAAGCCAGAGGAAAAUACAAAGACCAAAACAAUGUUGAAAAUCAUACUAAAAGAUUGGAUGGAAAGACCUUGACGUUCUUUGACUUUGGGGGCCAGUGUGCGUACUACGCCUGUCACCAGAUUUACCUGACCAGGAGAGCUUUCUAUGUUGUGGUGGUGGACGCCUCUAAAAAUCUUGACCAGAAGGUGGAUAAGGAAGUGUGCGAUCAAGAUGGGAGUGUGUUCUCUGGUUGGACAUAUGGAGACUACUUUGUAUUCUGGAUGAAGUCUAUACAUACUUACUGUGGCUCAGACAAUGAAAACGACCUAAAGCCUACAGUACUUAUAGUAGCAACCCAUUGGGAAGAAGGACUCAGACAGUUUAAGGACAAGGAUGAUCUUAUGGACAGUCUGCGAGACCAGCUUCCUAAGUCAUCUAAUUUAUCACAGUACAUCAGACAAGAUAGAUUCCAUUGUAUACAGCUAUCUGAACCUCUUGAUGAUUUAGAAAGAAGCUUCUACAAUAUUGCUUGUCAUUAUCGAUGGAAAGAAAGUAUUCCAAAAGAAUGGCUUUUCUUUCAAAUAGAAAUCAACCAGAAGAAAUAUUCUAAACGAAUUAUUGAAAUCUCUAAAAUAACAACAGAAGUUCCUGAGACUACUGUUUAUUCUCAGAAAAAAUCAAACGAAGAAUCAAAAGGAAAACUAGAUAUGCUACGAUAUUACCAUGAUGCUGGGAAAGUUUUGCAUUUUGAUGAAGAUGGUCUGAAAAAGGAAGUGAUUAUUGACGUGCAAUGGUUUAUUGACGCCUUCAAACAUAUAAUCACAGACAAACUACAUUUUACUGGUAUUCCUGGAAACGAGGAGGAUUGGGACGAAUAUUACGAAACUGGAAAAUUAAAAAACAAUCUUCUUAAAAUGAUGUGGAAACGUAAGGACGAAGAAUUACAUGAAACACUAGAGGAAGACUAUGAAUCAGACGAAUCCGACGUAUCCAACGAAUCCCACGAAUCCGACGUGUCCAACGUAUUCGACCAUGACGAAAGAUUUAUUGGAUAUCAUAAGGAAUCACUUCUUAAUUUCAUGCAGAGGCUUGGUUUACUGGCUGUUGGUGAGGAAUUCCACUAUGUUCCAUGCAUGAACCGGAAGAAGGUAGAGGCCGCUGUCCCAGAUCGUAUUCGUCGAUCGGAAAGUAAAUCAUCAGUUCUUGUUUAUCGAUUUCAAUUUCUACCCUUUUUCUUCUUCUUCCGUCUUGUUGUCGCUUGUAUGCAAGAAAAAGGUUGGAAAGUACUAGAAUCGAAUGAAACAUCAUGCCUCUACAGGAAUGCUGCUUUGUUUUCAUUUGAUGGAUAUAUUGUUGUUUUAUCCGUCACAAAAGAAUCUAUACAACUUCAAAUAUUUCAUCCAAAGCCAGGUUGUAUUUUGGAAAGAGAUAAAACUCAAAAAAUUCAAGAAAAGGUAGAAAAUAUGUUGAAUAAUUUUGCAGGAAAAUUUCACAAAAAGCUGUGGUUUGCACGAGGCUUUAGAUGUCGGGUGGAAGAUACAAAGCUAAUUGCAAUGGAUAUCAAAGGUCAUUUCCUAUCAGAGGAAAAUAUUCCAAAAGACGAUCAAGAAAUACUUUGUCCUUUUCAUUCAGUUAUUGAUCAGCAUUUCAUCAAUACAAAAGAGCUGACGAGAUAUUGGAAAAUAUAAAUGGAUGCAAAAAUAAUUACAAUAAAAGCAUACCAAAUGUGUAAUUCUUGGACGGAAUAAGUUCAUUGUGUAUUGUAAAUUUCUUAAUAACACACGUGUAUAUUUUUCCUAUUCUUUUAAGUCACUAUUAGUCAAGUUGCUGUCAAUUUUUUUGUAUAUAUUUAGAACUAUAAUCUCUGAGAUAUUUUUCCAGAAGAGUGCAAAAUCAUUUGUCAUUCAAGAAUUUCAAAUUUAUUAAAUUGGGAAUCAGAAGAUAAAAUGACAAAACUUAACCGGAAAAUUGUUAGAUUCAGAGAAUUAUAGAUCCUUGUAUUUCUUUCUGAGCUAAAAUAUUCACGUCUUAAUACCUUAUUCGUCUUUUAACUUGCAUGUAUACCAGGUAUAACUGAAGUAUGUUCUAUGGAAUGUAUGUUGGUGCUGAUGUUCUAGGUAGUUGUAUAAUUAUAUAAUGUGUGUUUAUGGUUCUAAACAAAUUAACAUAGCCUGGUUGUUAGAGUGCCGUAGUUUUAUGAAACUGUAUCCUAGAAAGCGCCCAAUAAAUGACAAUAUGAGAAAAUGCAUAUCAACGACGAAGACACAAUGUUUGUUUAACUUACAACGGAUGAAAAUUUUUCUUGUAAAAUUAUAAAUACAACAGGGAUCAAAUGAACAAAAGUAGGAAAUUUCCUUUAAAAAUCUACGACUAGUUAGGGAAAAUGUAGUCUUCCUUAGUCAGUAUAGUUUCAAGUUCGAACAAAUAUUGCCUCCAAGAUAUUGAACUAAUUUCAUUGGGGGGGGGGGGGGGGGUCCAUACUAAUUUGCGUAUGUGAGCGAUGUAGCCAAUGGAGCUCAUGUUGUAAAUUUUAAAACUAAGGUUUAUCCGGUAUAUUAUAAUUCAUACUAAUUCUAAAAGUUACAUCCCUCCUGCAAUAAUAAUAGAAAAAUUCUCCAAAAAAAAAUUCUUUAUUAUCAAACUUAACUAUUUAGUUCUGACAUUUUGUCCAGAUUAUUAAAAUACUUCGGAAAUUUGUCGUUGUUGAGAUGCCUAUUUAUUGUCCAGCACCUCUUUUAUGUUUACGUUAUAUAAUUAAUGUGGGACAAUGGUCCUGGCAUGAUAAAUCGUUUGUAGACCAGAAAAAAAGAAAAGAAUGUUAUGUUACCUACGUGCAAGUUUAGCUUAAUGUUGAAGUAUUUGAUGUUAAGAAGAUCCAAUUUGAUAGUUUUUCUUGUUUAUCUCCAAUUAAACUGCUUUUUAAUGUACCUUUUAUGAUGCAUUACCAGUCAUAAUUUUUUAAAUUAUACAGUGUAUGUUGUUGUUGUGUGCUAUUUUUUAAAACUAGUUGGCGGCAUUGUGAAAGAAAAGACAUUUUAUCUUUUAAAUUUACUGUCACUGGCAAGGUAUUAAUUUCAUACUUCAAACAGAGAUCACUUAAUUCCGCCUUUUGUCCCCAAUUCAAUCACAUUGAUAAAUGUACUUUACAGGGUUUUGUCAUACUCAGAUUUGACCCUUUUGACCCUUGUUAUGAAAAGCAGAGUUUAUGCCCUGUCGGUCUCUCUGUAUUUCUGCUUGUCCGCAAAAAUUUCUCCCUACUCAUAACAUUGAUCGGUGCUAUGGCUUUCUUACUUUACAUGUGUAUUCUUUGUGACAAGAUUCAUCCUUUGGGUAUAAAUAAAAUUGACCUUGGAUUUUGACCCACUUUUGCAAAACAUUACCAAACUUUAACCUUGGUCAGUUUUUAUUAAGGCCCUCAUAUUUCCCACGUCUUACUUUGGAUACUAACAGUUCUGAACUAUUGAUCAUUCCUUUUUGUGUUUGAUCUUCUGUUAAAAAUGUUAUCCUUUGACAUACAUAUAUCUUUUGAACAGUAGCUGAUAGGGCUGUAAUAUUUCACAUUUAUCAUUAUAGUUUUUUUUUUAUAAUUGGGAUUACGAUAGAAUUCAUGACGCACUAAAUUCAUGUUCAAAACGAGCUUGUAUGUUUGGAGAAAAGGGGAAUCCGUAGGGGACAUGUAUUGAUUAAUAUGCAAUACUCUCAGAAUGCUUGUUUUUCUUAUGACAGGACCUCUCCCUGCGUACCUUAAGUUUGACCAUUUGACCUUGGAGUUUGACCAAUAUUAAAAAAAAUGAUUUGAACGGAUGGCGCCUGGACUUUCGUAUUUUAGAGAUAUAUGUUCACUGAGACAAGUCCUUUCUUUAUCUGUGAAACGUUUGUUUUAUUAUUAUUUUGGCAUUGCUCUUUGGAGCUAGUUCCACUUGCAUAUCUGAAAAACUUAACCUUCGCCAAAAGCUGUCAUACGAGAGUGUCGGUAUGUUAUAGUUGAAAUCUUGUAUUCUUCUAAACUAUCAAUUUCCAUCCUGAUACGAGGGUUGUUCCAAAAUUUCGUGGACUAGCGCCAUGAAAUUAAAAGCGCUUAACAUGCUUAAGGUGGGAUGCCAUGCCAACUUUUUAUUCUUUGAUUAAUUCUUUUUAAACAAUUGUUUCAGUAUUGAUA
This is a messenger RNA of Saccostrea cuccullata (small rock oyster), 4955 nucleotides long. Its product is annotated as probable serine/threonine-protein kinase pats1. The transcript has 6 exons. The record is from RefSeq and is a predicted model, not a curated record. Bases 1 to 2484 code for a protein of 827 amino acids. NCBI's taxonomy places the organism in Eukaryota, Metazoa, Mollusca, Bivalvia, Ostreida, Ostreidae.